GGGGCUGUGGCAGAAGGAGGGCUCAGAGCAGGCUCUGCCACUCAGAUCACCAUGUACAGCUUCAUGGGUGGCGGCCUCUUCUGUGCCUGGGUGGGGACCAUCCUCCUGGUGGUGGCCACAGCCACGGAUCACUGGAUGCAGUACCGGCUGUCGGGGUCCUUUGCCCACCAGGGCCUAUGGCGGUACUGCCUGGGUCCCAAGUGCUACCUGCAGACGGAAAGCAUCGCGUACUGGAAUGCCACCCGAGCCUUCAUGAUCCUGUCUGCUCUGUGUGCCACCUCGGGCAUCAUCAUGGCCAUCCUGGCCUUCGCCCAGCAGUCCACCUUCACUCGCCUCUCCCGGCCCUUCUCCGCAGGCAUUAUGUUCUUUGCCUCCACCCUCUUUGUCCUGUUGGCCCUGGCCAUUUAUACUGGAGUCACCGUCAGCUUCCUGGGCCGCCGCUUCGGGGACUGGCGCUUUUCCUGGUCUUACAUCCUGGGCUGGGUGGCCAUGCUUAUGACCUUCUUUGCAGGGAUUUUCUACAUGUGUGCCUAUCGGAUGCAUGAAUGCCGGCGCCUGUCCACCCCGCGCUGAGCCCCAGGGAAGCUGGAAGUUAAAGGAGGUCAUUGAGAAGGAGGGGGAGGAUCUAGAGGCCUGAAGUCCUGAUCCCUGGGGGAAUGAGGGUACUCUGUCCUGGACUCUGGGUGGGGCCCCUGACUCCCGUGUCCUGAGUGGGAAGGAGGAAAAUAGGGCCGAAUGGGAGGGAGUUGAGAAACCCCAAGCCACCACCUGCCCCUCGGUUGUUAGAGAAGUGGAAAAUCCUUUAGAAAGUCUAAUAAACUGAUGUGAAACC
Molecule: messenger RNA, 832 nt
Organism: Castor canadensis (American beaver)
Lineage: Eukaryota; Metazoa; Chordata; Mammalia; Rodentia; Castoridae
Gene: Lim2
Product: lens intrinsic membrane protein 2
Cellular component (GO): plasma membrane
Molecular function (GO): structural constituent of eye lens
Source: RefSeq, a predicted model, not a curated record